AUGGUGCAUGAGCACAGAAAACACUCCACAGCAACAGAAAAGCUUGUUGUCACCAAGGCAGUGGGCAUAUACGGGAUAGAUGAUGAAGCAUCAAUAACAAGAUACAUCACAGCAAUGUACUCGUAUAUCCAUCCAAGGAAGUGGAAGCAGAUAUACAGAGACGUGCUUGACACAUACAGGGCGCAUGGAUACACAUCCCCUGUUGACUUUUGCGAGGACCUGAGAUUCAAUGCAGCAAAAAGGGUGUAUGCAGAGAAAGACAGGCUUAGGGCAAGCAUUCUUAACGGGCAGUGCAUCAGAUACAUCGAGACAAGUAUGGAGUAUGACUGGAAUAUAGGAGAGAUCGGCAGGCUAAAAAAAGUGCCAAACGAAGGUGCUCCGAGCCAGGAGCUGGACAGCAAGCAGCUGUGCUCAGCCGUGGACCCACACAUAAUGAAACAGCAUGUUGAUGCAAUGAACAAGCAGAGCGCAAGAGCCAGCACAGCUGUCUUCAGAGUCGCCCAGAAAACAAGCAAAUACGAAAGUGCAACCACCAGCGAUAAGGAAAAGAAAAGGGUGUACUAUAGGAUGUCCGAUCAGGAGAGGGAACUCGACGACUUCAUGGACAAGCUUGAAGAGGAUCAAUACGUUACUACAAGCCCGUUCGAAAUACCACCCAGCAGGCUGAAAGGAAAAUAUCCAAUAGUCAAGAGCAUUGCCAGUCCAGGCAUUGUAAAUACUGCCAAAGACAAGAAAGACUAG
Molecule: messenger RNA, 741 nt
Organism: Ordospora pajunii
Lineage: Eukaryota; Fungi; Microsporidia; Ordosporidae
Exons: 1
Coding region: 1-741 (246 amino acids)
Source: RefSeq, a predicted model, not a curated record